AUGAUUCCAUCAAUCACUCUCCCAACACUACUAUUCGUCUUCUUCUCCUACCUCGGCUUGGGUAUCUUCCACAUCCAAGCUCAAGCUCUCGUACCAGUACCUGCAGGAUGUGUAUCGGGUGUAUACUUCCAUGAUCAUAUUAUCAAUGGAGGUGGUUCUCUGACUAGACAACCGGAUAGAGCGAAUUGCAAAGAACAAUGCCAUGUAACUGGACUCAAAUAUGCUUAUUUCCGUAAGGAAAGUAGAAAAUGUUUUUGUACGAGUAGUGAUAGAAAGGCACCCCCUUCGAACCAGCAGGUUGAGGGAAUUGAUAGUGAAGGUAGAUGUAAGGAUAGACAUGCUUCGAUCGACUACAUGGCCUCCCCAUACCAUUUCGACAGAUACUACUGUCAUGGACCAGGAUCAGAUUAUGAUAGUUGGGUGGUAUCGCUCAUUCUCAGUGGCAAGAAAUAUAUGUGUAAAUGUUUUGCAUCAAAUGCUUUAGGUCAAGAAGUCACGAACUGUGGUCCUAAAGAUGCUUAUAGGUACUACAAGUAG
Molecule: messenger RNA, 537 nt
Organism: Kwoniella mangroviensis CBS 8507
Lineage: Eukaryota; Fungi; Basidiomycota; Tremellomycetes; Tremellales; Cryptococcaceae
Exons: 4
Coding region: 1-537 (178 amino acids)
Source: RefSeq, a predicted model, not a curated record